Molecule: messenger RNA, 525 nt
Organism: Cladophialophora psammophila CBS 110553
Lineage: Eukaryota; Fungi; Ascomycota; Eurotiomycetes; Chaetothyriales; Herpotrichiellaceae
Exons: 4
Coding region: 1-525 (174 amino acids)
Source: RefSeq, a predicted model, not a curated record
AUGGAGGAUCGACCAACCCCUAGACCGGGAAACGUCCAGCGUGCCGAGUGGCGCCGCAAGUGUCGGCAGGUCUUAGCAGAUCACCUGCGGGCUAAACUCGGCAUAAGCAUCGAACCAAACCAAGUCCGCCUUGUGCCAGACCUCCAGGAUGGAUACAGAUGGGUGCGACAGCCGGAGAGGGAACAUCUUUUUAUGAAACAGUUAAGUAAACAUUCUAUCGGCGCGUAUAUGGAGCUCUGUCGGGAAAUCAAUAUUUCUAUUGAAGCUGUAGCAUGGAUAGAACCGACGAUUGAGGAAUCAAAACUAUCUACUUCAGGAGUCGGCGACGUUUUACAAUUAGACCAUCUCCGGUCAGAUAACGUGAGGCUAGCUGAGGCACUCUCUCUCAGUGAGGAUAAGAUCCGUGCUGAAAUCGAGGCACGGCAGCAAGCUGAAGAGAAAUGGCGCUCAGAUAAAGAAGUAAAGAAAGCAUUGACUGUGCUCCAUAGAUUAGGCCCUCAGGGUCAUGGGGUUGUAGGAGAAUAA